Messenger RNA from Paramuricea clavata, 315 nucleotides. The record is from the annotation of a GenBank genome assembly. NCBI's taxonomy places the organism in Eukaryota, Metazoa, Cnidaria, Anthozoa, Malacalcyonacea, Plexauridae.
AUGGUCCUCGACAAGUUACGAGAGCAAGCUUCUAAACAGAAGACUGGUAAAACGCUAUCAAGAAGUACCAAAUGUCUUCAUGUAUUAACUCAGUUAGCUCUAAAAAUUAGAGAUUUAACCGAGUUUGACACUCGACAUGUGAAACAAGAUGUUACUUAUGAUGAGGAAUAUGAAGAUGGAGCUGAAGAUGAUCGAGCACAUUCGAUUAAACUUCCUCUUGCUCGACCAGCAUGGCGCUUUUCAGCAGCAGCAUUUCAUGGCGCUUCUAGAGUUCAAGACAUGGACCGGCGCAAUGAUAAUGAACGCAAUGAAUGA